CGGUUUUGUCACACACCCCUUUCUCCUUUUCUCCUCUUCCCUACUGAGUUUCUGCAUUAUCACAGGGCUGUUGGAAAGCUCUUAAACAAGUGCAAGUUGUGGAGACGGCAGCAGGUCCCAUCUGUGGAUUCAGUCCAAGGAGAAUACCCAUUAUUAGGCUUCAUGGAGCCUUUUCCUUUUGUCUUGCCAAUAACGGAUAUCUGAGUUCCCAAAACUGGCAGAAGGUUUGCUGCUAAUCUGAGAUUCUUGUUGUCAUCAUUGCUUUGCAUUUGCUGAACCCAAGACCACUCUCUACUUUAAAUGAUUGACUUUUAAAUUAAGCGUCAACAGACAUGACACCUGUUUGCCAUCCUGGUGAAUGACUUCAAUGAAGACUAAUACCUCUUUGGAAGAUUCAAAUUAACAACAUUCUCCCUUGCCUCCAUUAAGCAAUUGAUUUUUGCCCCCUUUAAACUCUGUGGAUCUUUCUGCAUGUAAGUCAGUGAAGUUUCCUCAGCCUCUAGCCUAUCAGUGAACCGGCUCCCUACUAGAUCCCUUGUAGCCCCUGAGUGGAGCUCUCCGUUACACAACACUGAGCCUCUCAGCCCCCGCUGGACCGUUCCUCCACCCUGCCUAAUCCAGGAUGAGUGACUCACCGGAUGCCACCUCCCCUGGCGCUGCGCUCACCGGCGUCCCCUCCGCCGUCGUGUCCAAAGUAGAGCUGCGGGUCUCCUGCAAAGCCCUGCUCGACCGGGACACCCUCAACAAAUCUGAUCCUUGUGUCAUCAUCAUGGUUCAGAACCAGGGGCAGUGGACAGAGUUCGACCGCACAGAGGUGAUCAAGAGCAACCUGCACCCAGUCUUUGCCAAGGUGUUCUCGCUGGACUAUUACUUUGAGGAGGUGCAGAAGCUGCGCUUUGAGGUGUAUGACAUCCACGGAACCCACAGCAUCGGCACCCGUGAUGAUGACUUCCUCGGAGGAGUAGAGUGCACACUAGGCCAGAUCGUGGCUCAGAAGAAGAUGAUGAAGCCUUUGUUACUGAAGUAUGGGAAAUAUGCUGGAAAAUCCACAAUCACUGUUCAUGCCGAGGAAAUCUCCGGCAACAACGGCUACGUGGAGCUCUCGUUCUGCGCCAAGAAGCUGGAUGAUAAAGAUCUUUUCAGUAAGUCAGAUCCAUUUUUGGAGAUCUACCGGAUCAACGAUGACGGAACUGAACAGCUGGUCCACAGAACCGAGGUGAUCAAGAACAACCUGAACCCGGUGUGGGAGCCCUUCAAAGUGUCCCUCAUCUCGCUGUGCAGCUGCGACGAGGACAGGAAGCUGAAGUGCCUAGUGUGGGAUUAUGACUCCCGGGGGAAGCACGACUUCAUCGGGGAGUUCUACACCUCCUUCAAAGAGAUGCAGAAAAUCGGUGGAGGAAACAAGGUCACAUGGGACUGCAUCAAUCCCAAGUACAAGCUGAAGAAGAAGAACUACAAGAACUCUGGCUUGGUCAUCCUCAGUGACUUGAAGCUUCACAGAGUCUACACAUUCCUUGACUACAUCAUGGGAGGAUGCCAAAUUCACUUUACAGUUGCUGUGGAUUUUACUGCGUCUAAUGGCGACCCACGCAACAGUUGCUCCCUUCACUACAUCAACCCAUACCAGCCAAACGAGUACCUGAAGGCUCUGAUCGCUGUCGGCGAGAUCUGCCAGGACUAUGACAGCGACAAAAGAUUUUCUGCUCUGGGAUUUGGUGCAAGAAUUCCACCCAAUUAUGAGGUAUCACAUGACUUUGCAAUCAAUUUCAACCCAGAAGAUGAUGAAUGUGAAGAGAUCCAAGGCGUGGUGGAAGCCUACCAGAACUGCCUACCCAAAAUCCAGCUUUAUGGGCCAACCAAUGUGGCACCCAUCAUCAACAGAAUAGCCAAGCUGGCAGCAGGGGACGAGACCAAAGACGCCUCAAGAUAUCACAUCUUGCUGAUCCUUACCGACGGAGUGGUGACAGAUAUGGCCGACACACGUGAGGCUAUCGUCCGCGCAUCCUAUCAGCCACUGUCCAUCAUCAUCGUCGGUGUGGGCAACGCCGACUUCACCGACAUGCAGAUCCUGGAUGGGGAUGACGGGAUUCUGCGCUCCCCCAAGGGCGAGCCCGUCCUCAGGGACAUUGUGCAGUUUGUCCCCUUCAGAGACUUCAAAACGGCGUCUCCCGCUGCCCUGGCCAAGUGUGUCCUGGCAGAGGUGCCCAAGCAGGUGGUGGAGUACUACAGCAACAAGGCCAUCGCCCCCAUGUGCCUCAUCAGGAGCACCCCCAACUCCAUCGCCACCACCCCAGAAUAACACACACAUCUUCAGACGCCAUGGGGUGACCGAGGGGUGAGACAGAGGACGAAUGCUCAAGUAGGGAAGAGAAAGCCAACUACUCUCCUUUUGCUUUUUUGAGCUUUUUUUCAUACAGCAUACACACACACACACACAUGCACACACAUGCACACACACACACACACACACACACGCACACAUGCACGCACGCGCGCACACACACACACACACACACACACACACACACACAUUCUCACUCACACACAUUCUCACUCACAUACACUCUAAACUCUAAGGUCAGAGGGGUCUUUGUUAAAGCGGAUCAUGUUGGUGUUCUGAUCGGUGCAGGAGCUUCUUGUUUUUGUUGGCUGUCAUAUUUAAAGGUCGUCCCGUGGCUGCCCUCCCACCACACUUUGCCUCCUCCUCAUCAGACUUAACACCCCCCCCACUUUCCUCCCCCUCUGGUGUCCACAGGCUCAGCUGUGUUGUGACAGCAAUUGUACAGUGGCUGUUUUUUUCUAUGACCUUUCUGGACUCUGUGGACUUUACGCUGUAGCUCAUUCUUUUCACUCCCGCCUCCGUUCUCUCCUCUGCUCUGUUCUCACUUCCUGUUGAGGCCUAAUGCUGUGGAGAUUCUCACUCAAUAUCCUCAGUGAACGUUUCAGUUAAUGGCUAAAUGUAUGACUAAACAGAAAGCGUCUGAGGAACUAUUUUAACAAUGGCCGCAUGUUGAUUAAGUCCUGCAAGAUCCGACUUGUUUUUUGUUCUGUAACAAGAUAGCCCCGUAAUACAGUGUACAUUUUCAAGACAAGCUUAUUUUACUUCUUAUGUUUUUUUUCCUUGUUGUUUCCUUGUUUAUAAUUGACAAACAUCUGUAGUGCUUUAUGGUAGUACAAAUGUGCCUGAUUGUAAACCUCUGUUCUUUACUUUCAAGCCUCCAUAGGUACCAAGGAGUUCACACUGUCCUUUUUUAUUCAGACAGACUUUUUGAAUUCCAAGGAAAGUCUUUUCAAAGGAUGAAAGCACUAGGAUUUCUAUAUGAAAGCUGUAGUGGUUCUAUUGCACGGUAGAGUCUCUGUAUGUAUCUGUCUGACAAAGAGAAUGCAACAGUUGUACCAUUGUAAGGACAUGUCCUAUGUCCUCUCUGGCUAAUUCAUUGAUCAGCGGUUCCUGUUUGAAACAGGAACAGAGUGGUACCAGUAUAUGUUGUACUGUAUGGUGAAACAUUUUAUCAAUACAAGAAAUACAAAUUU
Messenger RNA from Alosa sapidissima (American shad), 3534 nucleotides. It is a transcript of the gene cpne7, whose product is annotated as copine VII. Gene Ontology annotation, cellular component: plasma membrane. The transcript has 16 exons. Bases 623 to 2299 code for a protein of 558 amino acids. Gene Ontology annotation, biological process: cellular response to calcium ion. Gene Ontology annotation, molecular function: calcium-dependent phospholipid binding. The record is from RefSeq and is a predicted model, not a curated record. Lineage: Eukaryota; Metazoa; Chordata; Actinopteri; Clupeiformes; Clupeidae.